CCAUUUAAUCAAAAAUUCAUCUUGACUGAGGUUUACCAGGUGGAGUUGGUACGAUGGCAGUAGAUUUUGAGGAUGACACUCUGCUGUUCUCCAACCACAAGCUGUUGGAAGAAGAACAAGAGUCGUUAUUUUCGAGGAUUUGCAGACUAGACGAGUCGCUUCUCUACUCCACAGGCUACUUUACUGUCAGGAAUGACGUCAUUUCGUGUCUCAUCUCCACCGUUAACAUCGUCGAUCUCGUCAGCAGCCUGCCCAUUAUGUACAUUUACAAGAACGAGUUUAAUCUGUCGCCAGCAAUGUUAAUCUUCGUUUCUGGUAUAACAAGGUUGCCUUUAAAUAUAAAGAUGCUAUUUGCCUUCAUGAGCGACUCAUUUCCAAUCUUUGGAAGUAGAAGAAAGAAUUAUCUAGCAAUUGGAUCUUUCACGGUUUUGAGCUCCAUGUUGAUGAUAGGGAUCCCGGAGAAGCAAGGGAUAAUUGCGACGACAUUCUUUUUGACUUCAUAUGCACUUGGGGUCACGCUGUGCAAUGUGGUUGGAGAGGCACUUGUUGUGGAAUCUGGGCGGAAUCAAUCAAACGACCAAUUUACACGGUACACAUCGGCAUCCAUUACCUUUACCAAAUUCCUUUUCUCCACAAUGUUAUAUUUGGGUGGUCUUCUUAUGAUGGUUGUUUCUGCAAGGAAGGUAUUUUUGAUAGCGUCGGUAGUGCCUACUAUGGUCUUUUUAAUUUCGCCACUCAUUCAAGAACGCGAGAUUGCUACAUCACCAAACGUUCAAAAUCAGUGGUCACGUCUGGUGACGUUUGCAUGCGUACCAGAGAUUAGGAAACCCGCAUUCUUUUUCUUUAUAACUGCGGUUGCCCCUGAUCCUGGACUUGCAAUGUUUUACUUUAUGACUGAAAAACUGCAUUUCAAGUCGGAACUUUUGGGUAGGAUUUGGGCUAUUCAGUCUCUGGCUGGUCUGGUUGGUAUCUAUUCCUAUUCGGUAUUCUUUAGGGGAGUUGGCAUGAGAAAACUUUUUGCCUACACGAGGGUUCUGAUAUCAUUUUUCUCUGUGCUGAGCAUGGUAUUGGUUAAAAGGUGGAGUGUGAAGCUAGGCGUUCCGGACACAACAUUUGCCAUUGCAAUCGCCGCACUCUUGGAGUUUUCUACUGAACUUUAUUCAAUCCCAAUGUCCAUUAUAUCAAUGCGCCUAUGCCCACAGGGGAUCGAGUCUAGCAUGCACUCUUUAUUAUGGAGCAUGCAGUUUGUAGGAUUGAAUAUAAGCACGUAUAUUUCAGCGAUAUCAAUGAACCUUUUCGGAGUGUACAAGGGAAAUUUUGAUGGACUUGUCCCACUAAUUGUUCUAUUCUCAACCAUUCGUCUGGUUCCUAUUCUCUCUGUCUGGAUGAUUCCAGAGGAAGUGCCGGAAGAUACUAUUGACCAGUCUGAGCUAUAUGUACCCAUUUCUAGUCGCGAUUCCUUGGAGUAACAUUAUCGCAAUGUCUCUCUUAUGCAUUGACUCUUGGUACCAAGGAGGCACUUACUGGUCCAAAGGGCCAAGUGCAUUGUAAAUAAUGCAGUAGACCACCUACAGGUGGCAGAGUCCCCUAUAAAACCUGGGACAUUAAAUGUAGAAGCUUGUCUGUGGUUAAUAAUCGCACUGUGUAAAGUUUU
Messenger RNA from Theileria equi strain WA, 1654 nucleotides. RefSeq names its product BT1 folate/biopterin transporter family protein. The coding region runs from base 54 to 1469 and encodes 471 amino acids. The transcript has 4 exons. Lineage: Eukaryota; Apicomplexa; Aconoidasida; Piroplasmida; Theileriidae. The record is from RefSeq and is a predicted model, not a curated record.